This is a messenger RNA of Phytophthora infestans T30-4, 1323 nucleotides long. RefSeq lists its product as uncharacterized. The record is from RefSeq and is a predicted model, not a curated record. Gene Ontology annotation, biological process: peptidyl-lysine monomethylation. Bases 1 to 1323 code for a protein of 440 amino acids. Gene Ontology annotation, molecular function: protein-lysine N-methyltransferase activity; protein binding. Lineage: Eukaryota; Oomycota; Peronosporomycetes; Peronosporales; Peronosporaceae. The transcript has 4 exons.
AUGGAGGUGGCUUUGAAACGCAUCGCGGAGGUUGUGCGUCACACGCGUGGAUGUGUGGUGUCCAGCGCGGUGGAAGCUCGCUCGAUUCCUGAAAUGGGUGUGGGGAUUGUGGCGCGCGAGCACAUUCCAAAAGAUACGCUAGUUUUUAAAGCUGGGCAGGACGUGUGGUAUCCCUUCUCGGCCGAAUAUGCAUUGGAGACUGCGCAGCAGAAAGCACCAGGCUUCCUGAGCCAGUUGGACCAGCUACUGGCGUCCAAUAAAGCACUGAGAGAGGGCUCAUCUUUCGUACCUAGUGCGCUGGUGCUUGGUGUUCACAUGCUGGUAAACUUCCCGCAUGCAGAGGACCCCGAUGGCCUUUUGAUGGCAAUGGCGAGUGUGGACAAACCACCACUGGACGAGCUCUAUGUGAGUGCUUUACCACGCUACGUAGAUCUACCCUUAUACUGGGAUGACAGGAAGUUUAAAGAACUACAGGGCUGCGAAGAGGCACGUCGUGCGGUUCAACAUGGAGCGCGAUUUUACUCUCAGGUGUACCAACACCUUUUUGGCACCAAUAACCAGUUUGUGAGCGCAGAGGCGUUCUUUUGGGCCAUCUCCAUCUUAAUGUCACGCGCUACGUCUGGUCAAAACCAACCGUUCGCCCUAAUUCCUUUCUUCGACUGGUUUAACCACGCUGACAACGGUGACGAAUGCGUUCAGGAAUUUGACCCCCAGAAGGGCUUUACAGUACACACCACCAAGGCAUACGAACCGGGCGAACAACUUUAUAUCAACUACGGAAGCCAUAGCAAUCUUCGACUUUUGCGCAAUUACGGCUUCACCACACCGAACAAUCCGUACGACGUCGUCACUCUACCGAUGCCAAUAGCGCUGCAACAGCCCAAUCCAGCAGACCCCGCUUUUCUCCAGAAGCGCGGGCUGCUGCAGUCUGCUACCGGCAGUCAUUCAACCGACAUACCUGCUCUGAGAAGCUUAAGGUUUAAUCAUGAUGGACAACUCGCUCCGAACGCCGAGCACUGGCUGGAAAUAUUACUCGCGACACCAGAGGAAUUGAGCGAGAUUAUCACGCAGGCUGCGUCGCAGUCGGGAGCAGCAGAUUCAACCAUUUCUCUUGCUCUUCCCAUGUCAUUGAAGCACAAAGUCCACUCUGAAGUUGGCAGCCUGGUGACAGCGCGGUUAAAACAGCAUUCUUCCACACUCGAGGAGGACGACGCGUUCUUACGAGCUAACGACCAGCAAAUGGCCUCGUGGUUGCGAUCAUGUCUACACAUUCGAAUGGGUGAAAAGCAAACGCUGGAAAACGCUGCGUCUAAGUACGCUUAG